AUGGCGUUCGACCCAAAGAAGGCAACUCAGAAGGUCAACGAGGUCCUCGACUCAGCUAUCAAUUUGGCAACGGAGCAACAGCAUGCAACAUUAACACCGAUUCACCUGGCGAUUGUCCUGUUUGAGGAGCCCCAAGGUCUCGCCCGCAGCGCGGCAGUGCGCGCAGGAGGCGAAGAAGCAUGGCGCAGCUGCACUCGCGUGCUCCGGCGGCGCCUAAACAAACUACCCCGCGUUGAGCCAUCCCCUAGCACUGUCGUCCCUGGACGCGAGCUCUUCAAACUGCUUGCUGCCGCCACCAAAACACAAAAAGACCGAGGUGACGCCUACCUCGGCGCUGACACGCUGUUGGGCGCGGUCAUAGCCACCCCAGAGGUUUCCGAGUCCCUUGCCGAGGCCGGCGUCAGCCGUGCACAGCUGGAAUCCGCGCUACAAGAGGUCCGCAAGACGGGCGGCAACGGGCCACUCAACUCGCCGACCGCCGACGCGAACUUCGACGCACUGUGCAAGUACGGCACCGACAUGACAGCCAAUGCCGCGCGUGCAGAUCCCGUCAUUGGCCGCGACGAUGAGAUCCGGCGCGUGGUACGUGUGCUGUGUCGCCGUACCAAGAACAACCCCGUGCUGAUCGGCGACCCCGGGGUCGGCAAGACCGCCAUUGUAGAGGGCCUUGCGCAGCGGAUUGUCAAGGGCGACGUACCGGAGACGCUCCAGGGUGUCCGCCUGAUCGCCCUGGACAUGGGCUCCUUGGUCGCAGGCGCUAAAUUCCGCGGCGAGUUUGAGGAACGGCUGCGUGCCGUACUGACGGAAGUACAGCAGCAGGCAGGCAGGGUCGUACUCUUCAUCGACGAGCUGCACCUAGUUCUGGGGGCUGGCAAGGCUGGCGAUUCGGCCAUGGACGCCGCCAACCUGCUCAAGCCCAUGCUGGCCCGGGGGGAGUUACGAUGCAUCGGUGCCACCACGCUGGCCGAGUACCGGCAGCACAUCGAAAAGGACGCCGCUUUUGAACGACGCUUCCAGCAGGUGCUCGUCAAGGAGCCCAGUGUGGCCGACACGGUGGCGAUCCUGCGCGGCAUCAAGGAGCGCUACGAGGCGCAUCACGGGGUGCACAUCACCGACCGGGCGCUGGUGACGGCAGCGGAGCUCAGCGACCGGUACAUCACGACCAGGUUUUUGCCUGACAAGGCAAUUGACCUGGUCGACGAGGCCUGUGCGAAUAUGCGAGUGCAACUAGAUUCCAAGCCGGAACAGCUUGAUGCCCUGGAGCGGCAACGCAUCCGACUGCAAGUAGAAGCUGCGGCGCUGGCCAAGGAGAGAGAUGCGCUCAGCAAGAAGCGCGCUGCGGAGGUAGCGAGGGAGCUGGCGGCGCUAGAGGACGAGUUGCGGCCGCUGAUGUUGCGGUACACUCAGGAACGGGAGCGGUUGGAGCGGCUGCGGCGGUUGGCUCAGAAGCGGGACGACAUUCUGGUCAACAUUCAGCUGGCGGAACAACAUAAUAAUUUGGCGCGCAUUGCGGACCUUCGUUACGGCGCACUGCCGGAGGUUGACGAUGAGAUCAAGGCCCUGCGCGCCGCCCAGCCCGCCGACGCGAUGCUCUCGGAGGAGGUGGGCCCCGAUGAGAUUGCAGGCGUGGUAUCGCGGUGGACCGGCAUCCCGGUCUCCCGCCUGCGCCAAGCCGAGUGCGACAAGUUGAUGGAGCUGCGCGCCGCGCUGCAGCGGCGGGUGGUGGGGCAGGAGGCAGCGGUGGGCGCGGUGGCGGAUGCGGUGCUGCGCGCGCGCGCCGGCCUGGCGGCCCGCAACCGCGGCAGCAGCUUCCUGUUCCUGGGCCCUACUGGCGUAGGCAAGACGGAGCUGGCCAAGGCUCUUGCGGAGCUGCUGUUUGAUGACGAGCGCAUGCUGAUCCGCAUCGACAUGGGCGAGUACAUGGAGCGACACAGCGUCAGUCGCCUCAUUGGCGCGCCGCCAGGUUACGUAGGCCACGAGGAGGGCGGCCAGCUGGCAGAGGCUGUACGGCGGCGGCCGUACAGCGUCGUACUUUUCGACGAGGUCGAGAAGGCGCACGCCGAGGUCUUCAACGUGCUGCUGUCCAUUUUGGACGAUGGCCGAGUCACCGACUCUAAGGGCCGUACAGUUAACUUUGCAAACACCGUCAUCAUCCUCACCUCAAAUCUGGGUUCCGAAGCCCUGCUCCAAGCAGCUGCCCAUAACCACAACAUCAACAACAUCAACGAUAAGGCCCCGGCCGACCACAUAAAAACCGGCAUUGAUCCGUACCGCGAGGCACGACAAAGUGUUUUAUCCGAGGUUCGCCGUUUCUUCCGUCCGGAGUUCCUGAACCGCCUAGACGACAUUGUCGUCUUCGAGCCCCUCCAGCAGCAGCAGCUGAUUGGCAUUGCAGCCCUGCUUGGAAAAGAGCUCGCCAGUCGCCUGGCGCCGCGCAACAUUGGCCUGCGCUUCACCGACGCCGCGUUGUCGUAUGCCGUACAGCAAGCAUACGACCCGAUAUACGGCGCGCGGCCGCUUCGUCGGUGGAUGGAGCACGUAGUGAUUACGGAACUCAGUCGCAUGCUGAUUAGCGGAAGGAUAGGGGAUAACAGUGAUGUGGUCGUGGAUGUGGCGGCGGGUGGGAUGGGUGGAUACACGUACGAGGUGGCGGUGAAGGCGGCAGCGGAGGGCGCUGCCGCCGCCGGCGGUGGCGGCAAUGCCAGCUCGGCUGCUGAGUUGUUAAUGAAGCGCGCUCGGAUGGUGUUUCAGGGCAUAGGCCUGGAUGGCGACGACGAGGAGGAGAACGACGACGACCUGCAGAUGCGCGACUGA
Messenger RNA from Volvox carteri f. nagariensis, 2814 nucleotides. RefSeq lists its product as uncharacterized. The transcript is spliced from 8 exons. Lineage: Eukaryota; Viridiplantae; Chlorophyta; Chlorophyceae; Chlamydomonadales; Volvocaceae. The record is from RefSeq and is a predicted model, not a curated record. Gene Ontology annotation, biological process: cellular response to heat. Gene Ontology annotation, cellular component: cytoplasm. The coding region runs from base 1 to 2814 and encodes 937 amino acids. Gene Ontology annotation, molecular function: ATP binding; ATP hydrolysis activity.